This is a messenger RNA of Lathyrus oleraceus (garden pea), 1346 nucleotides long. RefSeq names its product WRKY transcription factor 23. The transcript has 3 exons. The coding region runs from base 129 to 1115 and encodes 328 amino acids. Gene Ontology annotation, biological process: regulation of DNA-templated transcription. The record is from RefSeq and is a predicted model, not a curated record. Lineage: Eukaryota; Viridiplantae; Streptophyta; Magnoliopsida; Fabales; Fabaceae. Gene Ontology annotation, molecular function: sequence-specific DNA binding; DNA-binding transcription factor activity.
UUUGUUCCUUUCACACUCUCUCUCUUUCUCUCUCUCUCUCUGAAACUGUUACUAUUAUCUCAAAGAGUGUGUUGUUGUCUACAAAUGAAGGAUUUGGAUUUGUGCAUUUGAGAUAUUCAUCUAGGUAUAUGGAGAAGAAAGAGAUGGCUGUGAUGAGUGUGAAGAGUGAAGAAGAUGUUGUUGUUGGUGUUGGUGGUGGUGGUUCUUCAUCUUUGCUAAACGGUUUUCAGUUUUCAAGCGUGUUUGAUUUCUAUGAGGUAGAAAAAAGCUCUUCUUUAGGGUUUAUGGAGUUACUGGGUGUGGAAAACUAUAGUUCUUUGCUUGAUGUACCGCAACUAUCAACCAUGAGUCAUCAUCAAACUACAGUUAAGUCUUCAUCUGAUACUAAUGGAAAAGAGUGUUCUGAGGUUUUGAAUCAUCUUCCUCAAACUCCUAACUCUUGCUCGAUUUCAUCGGCCUCUAGUGAAGCAGUUAAUGAUGAACAACAUAAUAAGAUUCUUGUUGACCAAGUCCAAGAAGAUGAAGAUGAAGAAGAAGAAGAAAAACAAAAAACCAGCAAACAGUUGAAGACUAAGAAGACAAAUCAAAAGAGACAGAGAGAACCAAGAUUCGCGUUCAUGACGAAAAGCGAGGUGGAUCAUCUGGAAGAUGGGUACAGAUGGAGAAAGUACGGUCAAAAAGCUGUCAAAAACAGCCCCUUUCCGAGGAGCUAUUAUCGCUGCACCACUGUUUCAUGUAAUGUGAAGAAACGUGUGGAGCGGUCUUAUACUGAUCCAACCAUUGUAGUCACAACUUAUGAAGGCCAACACAUUCAUCCUAGUCCAGCUAUGUCCCGUUCCGCCUUCGCCGGAGUUCAGAUACCACCGCCGAACGCUGUAUCCGGUGGGUUUCCAACAAACUUUGGUUCAGUUUUGCAAGGGAACUACUUGUCUCAAUAUCAGCAGCAACAACACCAUCAACAUCAACAUCAACAGCUACUGGUUAAUACAUUGUCCUCUUUGAGUCACCCUUACCACCAAGAGAGGAAGCUUUGUAAUCCAGGGACAAGUUCCUUUCUUAGGGACCAUGGUCUUCUUCAAGAUGUUGUUCCUUCACAUAUGUUGAAAGAAGAGUAAAUAUGAUUUGAUAAAUAGCUUCAUUAUUACUUUCUAUGUUAGUAUUUCUUUCUUUUUUAGUAUAUUUUCUUGCUGACUUUUUCUGUAAGACUUAGGUAACAACUAUGUAACUUUUCUUUCUGAUAUGACGGAUAGGUGGUGAGGGUGAUAUAUUACUAUUAGUGAUGAAUGAUAAUCAUCAUCUUGUAAAGACCACUUUAUCUUUAUUGCAUAUAGCCCACAUCAUGAUUA